CUCUAUAAAGCUUAUGAUGUGUUCGAAGCUUCAUUGUUUGAAAGCGCGCGCGGUACACCUCCUUUGACGGGAUCAGGACGGAGAAAGUGAUCUUGUUUUUGUUGGACUAACUUAUUUGAUGGGAUAUCAGUCCUAGACUAUAUAUUUCUGAUAGAUUUUUACUUUCGGGCUUAGUUGUAUACGUUCUGACUGUUUUUGAGUUCGGAAGGGGUCAUCUUUACGCACACUUUGCGCCAUGGCAAACUCUUGUCUCCGACUGAGCGGAUUUCUCCUCAGCACCCUCGGAUGGAUUGGUAUUCUGAUCGCCACAUCUACAAACGACUGGGUGACGAUGUGUAAAUACGGAUUGAACACCUGUAAGAAGAUGGAUGAGUUGGUGUCUAAGGGACCCUGGGCGGAGUGCGUCAUCUCCACUGCGCUCUACCACUGCGUCACCUUCACUCAGAUACUUGAGCUGCCAGCCUUCAUCCAGACAACUCGAGCCCUGAUGAUCAUCGGCUCGAUCCUGGGUCUCCCUGCAGUGGGAAUGCUCCUCAUGUCCAUGCCUUGCAUCAGCCUUGGAAAUGAACCCCAGAGCUCCAAAAGCAAGCGCGCCAUCCUGGGAGGAGUAGUGAUGCUGAUCGUUUCGCUGUGUGCGAUCGUGUCCACCAUCUGGUUUCCCAUCGGCGCCAACAGAGAACACGGCCUCAUGUCGUUUGGCUUCUCCCUUUACGCCGGCUGGGUGGGCGCCAUUUUCUGCUUGCUUGGUGGGUUCACGCUCAUCUGCUCAUCUGACUCCUCAUCCCCAUCUUCGUCUCGCUCUUAUCAGGACAACAACCAUUUUUACUACUCCAAACAGGGAGGUGGCAACCUGCCUGCUACCUCCUCCAACAAUCACGCCAAAAGUGCCCACGUCUGAGACGUGUCGUGUGUUAGAGCGUCGAAGGACGGGACUGAACUUUGUACAUAGAGACUAAAGCACAGAAGUGAACAGUCAUGGUCAUUACAAUCACAUACAUAUGUUGCAGAGGAGAAACACACACACACACACACACAUGCUAGUUAAUGUGAAUACACACCUUGACUGAACAUACCAUCAGAAUACAUCCAAAGACUUUUUUUCUCCUGUAGUACGAUUCGUCCUGCCUGCCUAUAUUAGUGUCAUUUGGACUUUAUUACAUAAAUGAACAAUAAUCUAACAGCAGCUUUAGGUAUUUUUCCACUUUUUAUCACACAAAAAAAAACCUCACAAGUGCCUUUGUUCUUGGUUAUUUUGAAACUGUUGUAUCGUGAUGUGUUGUAUUGAUUCAGUGUUGUUAUGAAACAAGUGCUUGUGUACUUUAGCAGUGCUGGACAACUCCUGAGGGACUGGCUCAAAUACAUUUUAACACCUCCACAUAUUGAUGGCUGCAUUCCUUUGUCAUAAAAGUGUAUUCUCUAUUAGGUUGUAACGUUUUGCACAAUAGAAAAGUAUUUCAAAGUCUAACAUUUAACUUUGUCUCCUGAUAUUCAUAACUGGAAGUGUGCCUUUAGUAUAUUUUUUUAAAGCCUGUGUCUAUUUUAGGUUUGGAUGAUGAAUUAUGUGACACAAAGAUCACUUUUAUUAUCCAUAAUUCCAUAAUUAGAUGAGAUAUCUUUAGGUUUUCUUUUGAGGCCAAAACUUCCUUUGACCUGUGAUAACAAGAAGAUGAUCUUCAUUGUAACAAAGCUUCCAGAUGUGGAUAUUUAUUGUUUCAUUACGUUUUAGUUUUCAGUGAUUAAUACAAAAAUAAACCAUAUUUGACAGAAAAAAA
Messenger RNA from Nothobranchius furzeri (turquoise killifish), 1772 nucleotides. RefSeq names its product claudin 11a (gene cldn11a). Gene Ontology annotation, biological process: bicellular tight junction assembly; cell adhesion. Gene Ontology annotation, cellular component: plasma membrane; bicellular tight junction. The record is from RefSeq and is a predicted model, not a curated record. Gene Ontology annotation, molecular function: structural molecule activity. NCBI's taxonomy places the organism in Eukaryota, Metazoa, Chordata, Actinopteri, Cyprinodontiformes, Nothobranchiidae.